Messenger RNA from Linepithema humile (Argentine ant), 3278 nucleotides. RefSeq names its product methenyltetrahydrofolate synthase domain-containing protein lost (gene lost). NCBI's taxonomy places the organism in Eukaryota, Metazoa, Arthropoda, Insecta, Hymenoptera, Formicidae. Gene Ontology annotation, cellular component: cytoplasm. The record is from RefSeq and is a predicted model, not a curated record.
AGAUGUUUCUCGUUAGUAAAGCCAUUUUCGACGACAGAGCCGAGUACCGACUGCCUAUCUUGCUCGCACUCGUGCAUGCAGCAGCGCUAGCUACAUUCAUGAAAUUGGAUGGGAAACUACAUAGUGUGACGACACGAAAAGCUCCUGAAAGAUAUCUUGCUCCAAGCAAGAGUGAGAUAUAGGUUUACAAAUUAACUAUUCUUCCUGGAAUCUGACGGCUAUCAUCGCGAUCCUGUUAGACUGCAUUGCUGGAUCGAUCAAAAUGACGGAGAUAUUACCUGAGGAAUUGACCAAGUCGAGUUUUCGACAAAAAAUAUGGGACUAUAUGACAAAGAACGAAUUAGUAAACUUUCCUGUUAACAUAUACAAACGUAUCCCAAACUUCAAAGGUGCUGCGGAAGCAGCACAGCGAUUGGCAGAAUUAGAUGAAUUUAAGAAGGCCAAAAUCAUAAAGAUAAAUCCAGACAAGCCACAAGAGCCAGUACGUCUUUUAGCUCUAGAAGCUAACAAGGAAAUCAUCGUACCUAUUCCUAGAUUGAGAUCUGGCCUGUUUCUGCAUGUUACACCGGUUGCUGGAGCAACAAAGGAGCAACUUAAGAUACUAGCUUCCAUGCCUAGAUUGACGUUUGUUCGUGGCCUAGAACAAACCGGUAAACCACUUGGACUCGAUUCUCAUAUUAAAGUAGAUCUCGUUGUGCUGGGAUCUGUAUGUGUCAGCCGAGAUGGAUACAGGCUUGGCAAAGGAGAAGGUUUUGCAGAUCUUGAGUUUGCAAUGAUGAUGAGAAUGGGUACAAUAACAAAAAACACAAUUGUCAUCACGACUGUGCAUGAUUGCCAAAUUGUAGAUUAUUUACCGCCACAAUUGUUCAAAGAUUAUGAUGUACCAGUGGAUAUAAUUGUUACGCCAACGCAAACUAUAUUUGUAGAGCCCAGACUGAAGAAACCGUCUGGAAUUCUGUGGCACAUGCUUAGCGAAAGAAGGGUCAAAACCAUGCAGGUAUUACAGCAGCUCAAAGAGAUGGAUGAGAAAGAUGGCAAGAUCGUGGUCUUGAAAGAAGUUGAUUCUGACGUGGACACACGUCAUUACGUUAAAAAUCGUAUUAAAUAUCCGAGAAGCAAGAAGCGUUUUAACACAAAGAAAGAUGUAGAAAACUCCACUGCGGAGAAUGGCAAGGACAAAAUUGAUAAACCACGUUUCUCACGAAAACGAAUAUAUAAGAAGGUGGAAGCUGAGGAAGAAAAUAAUCCUAAUGCUGAAAUACAAAUAACAAAAGUGGAAAAUAACUCGAAAAGCGCACCUCGACGACGUAAAAAUUUUCGUAAAACGCAUAUCGACUUUUCCUUAAAACUCUCGAACAUCUCAUCCGGUGUAAGAGUUCGUGAUUUAAAGAACGCUCUCUUGGAGCGUGGCGUUAAGCCGAGCGAGAUAAGCUGGCGGGGUCGAGGUAUCUGUUACCUUCACUUCAGCAAACUCAGGAGUGAGACUGCGCUGCUAGAUCAGUCUCAAGUAGAUUCGAUAGUGGCGAAUUUGCAGCAGCUCCGAAUCGGUGAGUCCGCAAAUGAUGAGGAGAAUUUCAUAGUUGUAGAGCCCGAUUUCCGAAAACCGAUUUCCAGAAUCGAGGUAACCGAUGUGACGACCGUAUAAACAAUUAUUGCAAACUAUAUCGGACUCGUAAUUACGUUUCUUAGAUGGUUGCAUCCCUUUGCCGUUAAAUAUAUGGAUGUAUACCUCCUAAAGCUAAUUCUUUUAUAAGAGUUUGUCAUACAUAUAUAUAUGUAUAUGUAUAUAUGUAUAUAUAUGUAUGUAUAGAUGUUUCAGACAAUGCGCACUUUCCGUCUACUAUGAAUUCUUUAAUAAAUUUCGAGAUUUUUUGACAAAUAUUGAAUUAGAAAUUAUGAUCAUUUUUUAAUUUUUAUAUCUUUACAUAUUUGACUACAAAGAAAAGUCAAUUUUGAUUGUACCAAAUUAAAUGGAUUAAAUAAUAUUGGAUGCAAAUUUAAAUUUUUGCUCAAAAGAUUGAUCAAAAAGCUGAAAGAAAUUGCGCAAUCUCUGGAAUAUAUUGCAAUUUUUUUUACAGAUGCUAGUUUAAAUGCUUUAAUCAUACGCAUGAUGUACGAUAACCAUACAUUUUCUUUUUGAUAGUUAUUUUACAUGUUACUGUUACUUCGCUUAGAUCUAUAUAUUGGAGUUGUACUUGCAAAUUAGCCCGAAAUAACGUGUCAAUAACGAUGAUCUGAGUUUGCUUCAAACCGAGAUGUGAUAUAUGGUGCAGUACGAAUAUUAAUAUUAAUAGUUGUUACAAUUAACACAGGUAUACCACGUAUUUUUGGCUAAUAAUUUUAUUUAUACUACUUUCGUAUUUAUAAGCCGUUACGAGAAAAUAUCGAACAAUUUUCCAAAAAAUUUGUCGCAAAACGCGCAUAAAUAAUCUGUGAUCAAAAAAUAUUUAAGAGUAAAAUAGCUGUUCCGUGAACAGGUACAACAUAGCAGACCCAAGAUUGCUCGAUAAAUUAAAAUAAUAAAAAAAAAAUAACUGUUGAGAUUCUUUCAAAACAUUGGCGAAUACAGUACAUUUGUUUUAUGUAAAAAUAUUUUUUUAAUUAAUCUUUUUUAAUCUCUCGAUAAAAUAUUUCUUGAUUAAUUUUCGACGCGAAUUAAGAUAUGUAAUUCAAGAUUAGUACAAAGUAACACGCUACAAAUAUUGAUUGCUGUUGUAUUUCUUCACGGAGCAGCAGAAAUUAAUCGUUCUUGAUGAUUUUUUCCAUUUUCUGCCAAAAAAAAAAUGUGAAUUGAGAUAUAUGUAAUCGAUGUGAGUAGAGUGCAUAUCUGCGAUAACAAUUCGGUAACAAUUAUCUAACAUUAUAGACUGACAAUAGUUUAAGUGUCAUUUACAAAGGGCAUCCGAGAAAUAAGUGAGAGAUGAGUUGUGUCAACGUGUCUUCUUCGUGUGAACAAUGAGGAAGAAUACUCUAUUUUUCUGAAUACAUAUAUAUUCUCGUGAAAGAAGAUAUAGAUACGAAUAAUAUAUUUUUAUGCUAUAGCCGCUUUAAAGGCGUGUUGCGGUCUUCCAUGCGUCUUCAUUCGAAUGUGCAGGAGAGCGCAAUAGCCGUACUAACCGUGUCGGCCCGGCAAGCGGAAAAACGGCAAUACUUUGUGAUAUUAACAAAUAUGAUUUCUUGUUUCUAGACACGAUAGUGAUGAUCAUGUAGAAUUAUGGUGAUUACUUUUAAUGUAUGCGAAUCUUGCAUAUAUAAAGGAAAACUUUCUUUUUAUUAAA